Molecule: messenger RNA, 2247 nt
Organism: Plasmodium coatneyi
Lineage: Eukaryota; Apicomplexa; Aconoidasida; Haemosporida; Plasmodiidae
Exons: 1
Coding region: 1-2247 (748 amino acids)
Source: RefSeq, a predicted model, not a curated record
AUGUUCAAGAGGUAUUUCAUAUUUCUGGUAAUAUCCAUAUUUAGCAUAGCCCUAGUUGUAUACAAAAGAGUAAAGCAUGAAAGCGUGAGCGGGGAAUACUAUAAUGGGGGAGGAAAUAUCGGUCGUGCAGGAGGCAGGCCUCCAUGGAGGGCCACGGAUGAGUGCAGCUUGAAUGGAGAAUUCUGCACCGUGGAUUACAGCGAUAUUGGCACCGAACAGGAUGAAUACAAAAUUGUACAUUAUAAAGGAACACGGAUUCACAAAGUGAAGAAAGGACUGAAGCAAAUUUUCCAACCCUUCUUAAAAAAAAUGAAACGUGAAAAGAAUAGCAAGCAUAUAAUUUCCUUAUUUUUAGAGUUCUUUGAAAAUUCAAAAGUUUUUUUAACUGUCUCUUUGCGCUCAAGUUAUCAUAUUCUUUACGCCUACGGAAUACUGUUAAUAUCUUUCCUCAAGAUUCUAUUCUUAUGGUAUAUAAUUUUAGAGCCAUAUUUACAGUGGCUCCUUCUGAGGCUAAAAAUAAUGUAUAUAAAUUUGGACUACAAAACGAAGAAGUACGUUAUUACCAUGCUGUGCGCCUUUUUAAGUGUUCUUUAUCUGAUUUAUUCUGGAGUUAUAAAAUAUAUUUUAAAUAAGAUUUCCAAGUUUUACAUAUAUUUGCUGAAGAAAGUGUUCAGAAUUAAUAAAUUUUUGUUCACUAUAUUGCCGUAUCUGUUGAGCUCCCUGUUGUACGUCACUUUGGUGAAGACCCUACCGAUGUCGUUCAUUUCGUUUUUUAUCUAUUCGAUUUUUUUCCCCCUGCCUUCCAUCUACUCUGUUAUUAUCAUUUUGAAAUAUGUAUACCCGUCUAAAAUUAGUGAAUACCUUGUUGACAGCGUUACAGAGAAGUUGAAUUCUUCCAAAUAUAUUAAUGCCAUGAGUCAGUAUGUCGUCCUGAGGGAUGGCGAGCUGGAGGAAGAAGACCAAGUUGAAAAGGCAGACGAACGUGAAGAAGCAAAUGAAGAAGAAAAAGCGCAUGAAGGAGAAAAAACGAAUGAAGAAGAAAAAGCGAAUGAAGAAGAAAAAGAGAAUAAAGUUGAGGUUGAAAAAACGGAUGACGUUAAACAAACGGAUGAAGCUGAAAAAACAGGUGAAGUUGAUAAAACGGGUGAAAGUGAAAAAGCAGGUGAAGGCGAAAAAGUGAAUGAAAUUGAGAAAGAAAAUGAUCACACAACAACCGAGCUCAAAACGGACGAGCUUAAAGAUGACCACCCCGACGUCUCCAAGAAGAAAAAGUUCUCCCUCAUCAGCCUGGAAAAUUUUGUCUUUAACUUCAGAAAGAAGGACCGAAGCGGAAAAUCGGUUGAAAACGAAAACCAAAACGGCGGGGCGAUGGGAGACCCACCCACAAGCAGCCGCAAACAAAGCAGCAUUUGCGAAUCCGUAGGAGAACUUAAAGCGGAGGAAGAAAACCGGGACUCGUACUAUGAUGUGCCCAUUUUACUAGAAUAUUGGCUCUUUAUAAACAUUUUAAAAUUUUUAAACUUUUUUUUCUUUUUCCGCAAUUAUAACAAAACCUCGUUCAUGUUCGAGUAUUUUACCCUGUUCGUAAUAUGCCUGAACGUUAGCGAAAAGUUGCACGAAUUUGUCUUCCUAAAAGAUUACAAAUCAUCCAUCCUGGUUCGCUUCUUGAAGAGUGUGUUAGUAAGUACAGUCGAUUUUGUCUUAUACACCUUAUUCAACGUCAGACUGGAAAACGAAGAAAAGAAGGGGAAAAAAAAUGCAGAGGCAGACAUGCAAUAUAACGAGAGAAGCAAUAUACUAAUUAAUCUAUCAAAAAUAGUAAAGGAUAAGUUGAAGUUAAACGAAACAGUUAAAUUCAGCCUUACCUGUGUCAAGUCAGUCAUUAUGGAAAAUGUGGUUGAAAGUGUUCAGGUGCCAUUUUAUAUAAAAAUUUUUAUUAACCUCUUAAUAUACAUGCCGCAGCUGAUCCUUUUAAUUUUCCCGUCCUUUAUCCUUAAAAUAUAUUUUGCUUAUUUCUUUUUUAUUUUCCCAAUAUUUGGAUCUCUCAAAUGUUUAGAAGAAAAAAAUUCAAUACAUAACAAAAUUUACUUCAUAUGUUAUUUUUUCUUUUACAACAUUGCCGCAGUCACUGUAAACCAUGCCUUUUUCAAGUGUUUGCCUUUUUACAAUUUAUACAAAAUUAUAAUUACCAUAUCUGUUCAAACUCUUCUUAAAUAUAUUUUUAAUGUCAUCAAGGUGAAGAGUUAA